GGCUCAAAAUGGGACCGAUACGUUAGCAAAAUUUGCACCUCCCCUCCUUAAGUCCUUAUUUUGUUGCACAAUAUUUUGAUGAGUACUAAAACCAGAACAUACUAGACGAUCUUCCCCUUUCCCUUUCUGUGGCCCAUUCCAUUUUACACACAGAAGAAGAGGAUGAUCAAUAUUUACACUACUACUACUAGUGUCCAAAACUCUUCCAAUAAUCUGAAUCCCACGGCCAGAAUUUCGUCACCCAAUCUUCCGCAAUCCAACGUCCCUAGACCCUUCUAGACUUCCCACGAACUCGCUCAAGUUCAACCCUUUUGCCUAUUUGUAUCAACCAUAAAACCCCUGUUUUUCUCUCCCUCUCAAGAAUCAGUUUUCUGACGCAGUUUUCCAGCAGUGUAAAGAUCAAAGACUAAAACUUUUUUUGAAAUGGCGGCUUCUUCAACCCAGUUUCAGAACCCACUUUUGUAUAACAAAACCCCUUUUAUGGGCACAAGAGUUGGGUGCCCAUUAGGCAGAGUUUCUUUCUGCACCUUCACAAACAAGAGUAGUGGAAAAAGGACCCCUUUUUACAGGCCUUUGAGGGUUGUAAAUGAAAAGGUUGUUGGGAUUGAUUUGGGUACUACGAAUUCUGCUGUGGCUGCCAUGGAAGGAGGGAAGCCCACUAUUGUUACUAACGCGGAAGGUCAAAGAACAACUCCUUCUGUGGUGGCUUAUACCAAGAAUGGGGAUAGGUUAGUUGGGCAGAUUGCCAAAAGGCAGGCUGUAGUUAAUCCUGAAAAUACGUUCUUUUCUGUGAAGAGGUUUGUGGGGAGGAAGAUGACUGAGGUGGACGAGGAAUCCAAGCAGGUUUCUUACAAAGUUGUGAGGGAUGAGAAUGGUAAUGUGAAACUCGAGUGCCCUGCUAUCGGGAAAAAGUUUGCCCCAGAAGAGAUUUCUGCGCAGGUUUUGAGAAAAUUGGUUGAUGAUGCUUCUAAGUUCUUAAAUGACAAAGUAACAAAGGCAGUGAUCACAGUUCCAGCUUACUUCAAUGACUCUCAGAGGACUGCAACGAAAGAUGCUGGUCGUAUUGCUGGUUUAGAUGUUUUGAGGAUCAUCAAUGAGCCUACUGCUGCUUCAUUGGCUUAUGGAUUUGAGAGGAAGAACAAUGAAACCAUUUUGGUGUUUGAUCUUGGAGGUGGAACAUUUGAUGUGUCAGUCCUUGAGGUCGGAGAUGGAGUGUUUGAAGUUCUCUCCACAUCAGGUGAUACACAUUUAGGUGGAGAUGACUUUGACAAGAGAAUUGUUGAUUGGCUUGCUGAGGACUUCAAGAGGAAUGAAGGAAUAGAUCUUUUGAAAGAUAAACAGGCUCUUCAACGUCUAACAGAGACUGCUGAGAAGGCAAAAAUAGAACUCUCCUCAUUGACUCAAACUAAUAUCAGUCUUCCUUUCAUCACUGCAACAGCAGAUGGCCCAAAGCACAUCGAAACAACACUUACAAGAGCCAAGUUUGAGGAACUGUGUUCAGAUUUACUGGACAGGCUAAAGAAACCGGUUGAGAACUCCUUGAGGGAUGCAAAGCUUUCCUUCAGCGAUAUUGAUGAAGUUAUUCUUGUUGGUGGAUCAACAAGAAUUCCUUCUGUCCAGGAUCUUGUGAGAAAAUUGACCGGCAAAGAGCCUAAUGUGACGGUGAACCCUGAUGAAGUUGUUGCUCUUGGGGCUGCUGUUCAGGCUGGUGUCUUGGCUGGUGAUGUCAGUGAUAUUGUGCUACUGGAUGUGACUCCGUUAUCUCUUGGCCUUGAAACAUUGGGUGGUGUGAUGACGAAAAUCAUCCCCAGGAAUACAACCUUGCCUACUUCCAAGUCAGAGGUCUUCUCCACUGCAGCUGAUGGACAGACUAGUGUGGAAAUAAAUGUUCUUCAAGGUGAGCGAGAGUUUGUUAAGGACAAUAAAUCUCUGGGAAGCUUCCGAUUAGAUGGUAUCCCUCCAGCCCCUCGUGGGGUUCCCCAAAUUGAAGUGAAGUUUGAUAUUGAUGCCAAUGGUAUUCUAUCUGUCACUGCUGUUGACAAGGGAACUGGAAAGAAGCAAGAUAUUACGAUCACUGGUGCCAGCACCUUACCAAAAGAUGAGGUGGAUAAGAUGGUUCAGGAGGCGGAGAAAUUUGCUAAGGAGGACAAGGAGAGGAGAGAUGCAAUCGACACAAAGAACCAAGCAGAAUCUGUAGUCUACCAAACGGAGAAGCAACUGAAGGAGUUGGGAGACAAGGUCCCAGCUGAUGUAAAAGACAAAGUGGAAGCUAAAUUGACGGAGCUCAAGGAUGCAAUUUCUGGUGGAGUGACCCAAACCAUUAAGGACACCAUGGCGGCACUUAACCAAGAAGUGAUGCAACUCGGACAAUCUCUAUACAGCCAGCCAGGAGCUCCAGGAGCUGGACCUACCGCCGGCCCUGAUGUAGGCGCAGCCGAUUCUACACCUAAAUCAUCUGGUGGAGAUGAUGGCGACGUGAUUGAUGCAGACUUCAGCGAGAGCAAGUGAGGAAGUUUAGAACAUGCUGAUUGUUUGUGAACUAGUUAUGAAUUUUGGUUGACAUGGUAUAUAUAUAUAUCUGUCAUUGCUAAGUAGUAUACUGGUUUUUGGUCGAUGAUGAAUUCGAGUUGCUACCUUCGUAGCGGCUUGGAUGUUGCAUUGAUUCAUCAAGGUAGUAAUAGUAUGACAGUCUCUAAGAGAGGAAACUUCUUUUUGUAUAGGUAGGGAAUUUGGUUUGUAAUUAUCGAAGUUUACCUUUCUGCAUCAUAUUCUGGUCAUAAGUCCCUUCACAUCCAUUCUUGAAUGUUAUUACUAUUGUGUUGUGCAGAAUUACUUUGAGAAUUCAAAUCAAUUCGACUUACUAUUUGUUCUGACUUCAAUCUGGAGAAGAUAUUGUAGACUGUUUGUUAUUUAAAUAAGAUUUUUGUUCUUCA
This is a messenger RNA of Oldenlandia corymbosa var. corymbosa, 2933 nucleotides long. Lineage: Eukaryota; Viridiplantae; Streptophyta; Magnoliopsida; Gentianales; Rubiaceae. The record is from the annotation of a GenBank genome assembly.